This is a messenger RNA of Pelobates cultripes (western spadefoot toad), 5814 nucleotides long. The record is from the annotation of a GenBank genome assembly. Lineage: Eukaryota; Metazoa; Chordata; Amphibia; Anura; Pelobatidae.
GCUCUCUACUGAGGACUGAGAGGCUAUAAGGGCGGAAGUGGUGGUGGGAAAGAGGCGACUGAGAAGGGUUUUUGGAUGAAAAGUGCCUGUUUGGAGGUGUCCUGGUCUCCCCUCACACUAUGUCAGAGCAAUCAGUCCUCCUGCUCAGGAAGCAGCUGGCUGGUAAGAGAGCAGGCUGGGUGCAGGCCUGGCAGGGCGCUUUGUUCUGGGCUCCCAUUGUGCUGCCCUGGAACCCAUAGGAAGUGAUAGCUGGAGUUUACCACACUCCCUUUAACAGAGAUUUCCUUGUAUUAUGGCUGGUGGGAAGCCAUGGGGCUACUGUUUGUGGUUAUUAUUUUCCAGAUUACUUUUUAUAUAUAAUUUUUUUUAAGCUUGUUUUCAGAAACAAAACUUUAAAACAUUCUAAAAGUCUUUUAUGUAGCACCCAGUGUAAAUACUGGUGUCUGACUUCUGAACUCUUACUGUUGCUAUCAUCUUAUAUGGCCUUUUGCUGUUACCAAAAAAAAAGUUUUCAACUUGUUUAGUUCUAAGUGUAAGGUGAGUACAGAUGGGAAAUACGUGUAGGUGCUGGCCAUCUUUGUUUUUUGUGUAGAUGGGUGGUAAAAGGGUUUGAUAUAUUCAUUCAGCAGAACUAGGAUUGCUGAAUUUUUCUAGUGACCACUGCAGUAAAUCUUUUUUUUUUUUUUUUUUUUUCAUGAACAUGCCCUUAUUGACAAUUUGUGAUUUACUUGUUCGUUUUUGUUUUUUCCAGAACUGAACAAAAAUCCAGUUGAAGGGUUUUCGGCUGGCUUAAUUGAUGACCAUGAUAUAUUCAAAUGGGAAGUGUUGCUUAUUGGACCUCAGGAUACAUUAUUGUAAGUUAUGUUGGCGAAAGUCUUGAACUGACCCUCUACUUUGUUUUUGCAUCACUUUAAUUGUUGUGCUCUUGGACUCUUAGAUGGGCAUGUUUUAUUAAGAAACUGAGGUGCAGCCUUUAGGUGAAAUCUUUACAUCUUCAUCAGAACUCCAUGUGGUGUUGAAGGCUAUAGACCUCACUCUGCUAAUAGAACAUCCUAAGUGUUUGGUAAAGGGUGGCCAGGGUCAACUAAAUUUACCACGUUGUCUCCAAAGAACAAUCUUCAUAUAACGUGGGUGUGUAUUCAAUCCUUCCAUUCCACAUAUAACUCUUGAAAAUCUCGCCCUAUAUUGUCCUGUUCAUUCCAUGAAAUGUAUGCCUUUAAGAUCUUCUGUCUGUUAGAGUAAGCUCAUUUAAAUUCUCUCCCCCCAAGAAAUACUACAAAGUACCGGGGAUUAUUCACAUUUAUAUUGCGCUAAAGUACUCUGCAGCACUUUACAAUUCUAAAAUGGGGAUAUUUGACAUGUUACUUACAUGCAGUAUAUAACACAAGAGGUGAAGGUCCUGCUCAAACAAGCUUACAAUCUAUUAUAGAUAAUUCUACCAGCCCUAAUUACCAAAUGUACCGGUGGAGUGAAUGAAACAGGGUUCCCCACAACCACUAAAAAUUGGGGCAGUCAAUUAACCCAUACACAAGGCUGAUAAGUGGGUAAAUACGGCUUGUAGACCAGGUGCACUUUUUUGUCCCUGCAACAACUGGGGCAGCACAUGAAAGAUGUAAAAAUAUGUACAUUUACUGUUUCUACUGUAACUUGGGACAAAGACUAAUCAAGUACUUGGUCAUUAACUACGAAGUGUAAUCCUCUUUUAUUUUAUGGAGUUUGCAUUCUUACUUUGACUUCUGAAACAUAGGAUUGCCUUUGAUUCAAAAAUCCUGCUUGUUUUGUUUAUAGUGAGGGUGGCUUCUUUAAAGUGCACCUUACAUUCCCAAGUGAUUAUCCACUGAGGCCUCCAAAAAUGAAAUUUAUAACAGAAAUCUGGCAUCCUAAUGGUAAGUACUGUGCAUUGUUAACAAUUUAGUGAGCUUUUGAGGGAAAUGCUAGUAAUGUUACAGCAUAUGCGUUAAACACCAGUUAAUGUUCGUGUAGGGCUGAUCUUGACAUUCUACACUCCAGGACAGCUGGACUUUGCUGUUAACUAGCUACACAGUUAAAGGGUUACUCCAACCACCAUGACCAUUUCAGUGAGCCUGUCUAAUAUCGAUUCUGUGGGGGAAAAACUGCAUCUCUUCCGCGUGUGCUCCCUCUCUUGCCAAAAUCUAUCUUAUUGAUGUUUUAAAUACCCUGCCUUGGCAAUUCUGAGCAUGUGUAUGCCCUUAGACCAUGAAACUGUCCAAUCAAAUGACUUUCUCUGGGGAUGUGAGAUGGAGGGUAUUUUUUCCUUUGUUGUUUUAAAGGGGACCUACGUAAUAAUGCUGAGUAGGAUGGAUGGGGGUUAACAAUGGUUUAUAUCAAAUUAAGAUGCAUCUAAGGGCCAGAUCUUAAAAGAAACCUAUAAGGUAAUGACUUUGUUUGGGGGAGUUGCAGUCCAAACGGACAGGAGGAUGAAAGAGCCAACAGAGUAAUGAAAAGGGGAAGAAAAACAGGCAGGUUUCUGAUAGUCUGAUGCAAAACAAUUGUAUCCAAACUCGGAUUCUAAAAAAUCUCUCAGGAAUGCAGCUUUUGUUUCUAAUAAGACUUUCUUCUCCUGUUUUGGUAUGUUAAAUGUCUAUACAGAUUGCAAUAUUUUAAGCAUUACUGGUAAAUGCUGGAUAAACUGGCUUAAAGAGGGACUCUGCCAUGUGUAGUAAGAAUAGUUUGACAUUACUGUCUUACCUAUACUUUGUCCUUACAAUACACAGAUUAUCCAGUGCAGAACCUUUCUAAAUACUAGUCUCUUCCAAUUCUUGUCCUUGCCGAUCACCCAGCAUACUUUGCACAAAUUAUGUCAGGAACUGCUGUAGCAGAAUUCGGUAACGGUCUUACUUGUAAUGUUAAUUAAUACCAAACUUCCUGUUCUGCUUUGCUGUAGGAAACCUCUCCUUUCUGUAAGUGUGUAUCCAUAGCAGUCAUGCCAAUAUUUAAAUGCUUUUGUAUAUUCUGUGUUGAAGCAAACAUACCUUUCCUGUUUCCUCAGUUGCAAAGAAUGGUGAUGUGUGUAUCUCUAUUCUUCAUGAGCCUGGCGAAGACAAGUUUGGCUAUGAGAAGCCUGAGGAACGUUGGCUGCCCAUCCACACAGUGGAGACUAUCAUGAUCAGUGUUAUUUCUAUGUUGGCAGACCCAAACAGUGACUCUCCAGCAAACGUAGAUGCUGCCGUAAGUACAAUUUGAGCACUCAGGUGAUGUGUAGUCAAUCUAUAGACUGGGAACAUAUAAACGUUCCAUAACCCCAUGUAUGCUCUUCACUUUUGAGAAUUUGGCGAUUAUCUGGCUGAACAGCCAUGUUGGGUCACUCUUAUCUGACCAACUGCAGUUUGGUACAGUGCCUAAUGUGCCUGCUGCAGCUUCACAUAGAGCAAUCAUAGCAGCUGGAGCUGGAUCUCUCCCUGCUUCUCCCCAAUCCUGUCUGUCUUCUGUGUGGCUCCCUCUGUAGCUUCAGCAGCUAGAGGGGGCAAUACCCAUCAGGAGGCCCCCUAAGUGGACUUCCCUUUGUGCAGGCAUCGGCAGUAUUUCUGUUGAGUGUUGGUGUAAUGCAGGUCUAAAAUAAACUGGAGCUAAAAAUUAAGGCUGAACACUCAGUUUAAGAAACAUGGUUAGGUGUACAGUAACUGGAUUUGUGUUCAUUUAUACAGUGGCUUAUCAACUGGACAUAGCGCUGCACACAUGUCCUUUGUGUCAUUGUUGACUCUGUUAAUGUUAUCACAGGGCUGUUCAUUUAACUAGUAAGUUCUGACUGUUUGUUAAUCCUUCUUCCUACAGAAAGAGUGGAGGGAAGACCCAAAUGGUGAAUUCAAGAGAAAAGUUGCUCGAUGUGUUAGGAAAAGUCAGGAAAUGGCUUUUGAAUGAAAAGGUAGGUUGAAAUUGCUCUACUUCUAGAUGACAUGUCAUUCUUGAUGAACUCCAAUACAAGCAUCCCAUAUUGCUGAAAAAUCUGAUGCCUUCAGUCUGAGUUAGUAUUGUAAAGUAGAAGUUCAUACUUGCAUAUUACCCUAACAACUCCAAUAUAAUGUACAGUAGGUACAUUAUUCAUUGGCUGAGUGACAAAACUUGACAAUUUGUCAAGACAAUGUCCCAACUUAGUAUGAACUGGUAAAGUAAAGAGUGUUCACACUUCUGCAUUUUCAUACCAAUUUAAAACAGAAGCGUGUGACUCAGUGUUAAAGGACCACUAUAGUGCCCUGGGGGUGCCCCCACUCUCAGGGUCCCCCUCCUGCCCGGCUCUGGAAGGGGGAAAGGGGUAAAAACUUACCUUUUUCCAGCGCUGGGCGGGGAGCUCUCUGCCUCCUCUCCUCCUCCGAUCCGCCCCGUCUGCUGAAUGCGCAAGAGCUGCGCGCAUUCAGCCAGUCGCAUAGGAAAGCAUUCAUAAUGCUUUCCUAUGGACGCUUGCAUGCUCUCACUGAUUUUCAGUGAGAAGCACGCACGCGCCUCUAGCGGCUGUCAAUGAGACAGCCACUAGAGUAUUUGGAGGAAGGCUUAACCAAUUGAUAAACUGCAGUUUCUCUGAAACUGCUAAGUUUAUAAAAAAAAAGGGUUAACACUAGAAGGACCUGGCACCCAGACCACUUCAUUAAGCUGAAGUGGUCUGGGUGCCUAGAGUGGUCCUUUAAGCCAUUCUAAAAUAGUAUGAGCAUUUGCCACAUUAGAGUAUUUCUUUAAAUACCACAUCCUUUUCCCAGUGUUUUGUGCAGAUGGCAGUUAUGUGGCUACUUAAAACACUAUAUAGCUUAAUUGUAUAGUAUAGAUAUGGUGUCACAUCUUGUGUGCAGUCCCUCAAUGCUUUGAGUAGUUGAUAAACCUGGUUUGAACACCCAAAACUCGUAUCUGCAGAGAACACAUGUAUGCAUUGUUUGAUAUAUGUACACCUAAAGGCAACAGGUAUACUUUUUGGAUUGAAAAUGAAUUCUAAGGCAGGUCAUUUUCUCUAUUGUAUUUAACAGAUUUGCAUGAAAACUUAUCUUGACUUCUGAAUAAUAUCCUUAUUUUUGUCACUUGCAGUGUUUCAAGCAAGAAAUUAUCCUCUGUACGUUUGCACCUAAUAAGCAAUAGAAUUCACAAGCUUUAUGGCUAAACUCUUAUUGGAGCUUGUGCAGAGUUUCAUGGACUUCUCUCCCCCACCCUCAGCAGACAGUUUACCUUUUUAUAAAUUAUGAUCUACUUCUGUUUUAACUGAAAAUGUUGACUUGAUUGGUUUGCAAUCCCAACGGAGCUCCUUUAUUUAUUCAGAUAUAUAUUUUUUUGAAAAUGUAUUUUAUAAAGCUCAAGUCGCUCUUGCAUUUUUUUUUUUUACCCUGGAGACUGCAUAAUGGGCUGUUGCAGAAGCACUGUAAUAGAUGGUCACUGCUGAGUACAAGCUUUCAAAGUGUGAAGCUUGCUUCCUGCAAAGCCACUUGCCUAGCAAUCAAAUUUUGACCAUAGUUUUAACUUUUGUAGUGUUAAAGUACUGUGCUUGAGGAAUUUAAACAAUGAGGCUAACCCCACUAAUAUCAUUGUUACACAUUGCCUUUUUGCAGUAUGGGUUAAUUGGAUACAGCAAGAUUUCUUGGUCAAUUUAGAUGUGUGCAGUUCUGAUACUCCAUUGCCCUUUUCUAUUUUUCUAUUGUUUAUGCUAAAGCAAAAACAAGGUUUUGUUCCAUUUAAUUUUUUCCCCUCCCUUCUGAUCUUCCCAGCCGUUUUUGUUUUGCUUUUUUAAAUAAAACACUUGGUUACAGAAUGCAACCUUUUUGAGAUGUUUCAAUAACUUAUGAGUCAUGUUUUGAAUAUAUUAAAGUUAAUUCAAUACAA